AAAGUCGCGUACUAAUUGUACGAAAACUAAUUAGUAACUGUUUACUGCUCACGCCCUAUUGACAGUGCUCAUACAAAAAUGACCGGAGAAGUGGCAGAGCACACGACGAAAACGUUCAAGUUUUCGUACCCGACCUGCACGAACGAGGAUGUGUUCUUCCACCUGGAGGUGCCGGUGCGGAUCCCAGGCGCGCGCGGCGGCGGCCGCGAGCUCGUGCAGCGCGCCAUGGCCAUGUUCCACGUACCGGUUUAUCUGGAGGACGAGCUAAAUGAGAAGCUAGCCCAGUUCAUAGCGGAGGAAAGCAAGAAGUUCCAUGACGAGCGUGACGCACGGCUGCUAGCUGCCCUGCGGGGGGGCGAGGGAGGGGGAAGUUUGGAGGGGGGCGCAGAGGGGGCCGUCAAGCGGUGGGAGAAGAGGUUCAAGGAACAUGUGCGGGAGUACGCAGAGCAGAAGGACACCUCUGAUGAAGAGGUAUUUGCGGCCAUGUACCACAAGCUGGUGCACUCGCCCGCCCUGGAGACGGUGCUGCGCGCCGAGGCGGGCUACGCGGCCGAGGUGCGCGCCGCCGCCGCCGCGCGCGACGCCGACGUCAAGCAACUGACACAGAGACAAACAGAAGAGAUGGAAGAAGCGCUCCGCAACCUGAACGUGAGCACGACCGAGGAGCAGAUCAACGCGCUCGCGGUGCGGCAGUUCGAGGAGCAGGCGCUGGCGGCCGCGCGCUGGGGCUCGCAGCUGGACGCGCUCGCGCACGCGCAGCGCGCGCAGCACCGCGACCAGCUCGCGCGGGCGCUAGAGCAGCAGGCGCCGCCGCCGUCGUCCCCCCUGUCCCCGCUGCCGGACUCCUCCCUCCCCUCCCACGGGGGAGGGGCGGGCAAGGCGGCCGCGGACAUGGAGGAGAGCUUCACCAUCCACCUCGGCUCGCAGCUCAAGCAGACGCACAACAUACGCAUCGUGGCUAUGGACGUCGAGGACUUGUUCGACACCUCCGGAGACAGUUCUUGGGACGGGCCGCGCCUGCAGACCGCGCUGGCGCUGUACUCGGGCGAGCUGGCGGGCGCCGUGCUGCCGUGCCGGGCGCGAGCGCCGCCGCCGGCGCUCCUGGACGCGGCGAGGGCCGCCCCCGACCACCACUUCCCGCCGCUCGAUGAACAGCUGAGGACCGUUGCCGAACGAUCAGCGGAGCCCAUCGAGAAGCGCAACGCGACGCGGCACGAGCGCAGCGUGGCCGCCGCCGCGGCCGCCACCGGAGCCCCCGCGGCCGCCGGCGGAGCCCCGAGGCCGCGCCGCGGGCCCGCCACCGGCGACGUGUUCGUCACGCGCCACAGCAACCUGCCCAACGCGCACGUCGUGUUCCAUCUCGUCAUCAACGACGACGCGAGGGAGAGCGGGGAGAUGACGUCCCGCCACCCGGCGAUCCUGGGGCUCCGCUCGGUGCUGCAGGGCGCCAGCAACAACGACGUGACCAGCCUGGCGCUGCCCCUGCUGUUGCGGCACGAGCUCACGGAGGAGAUGACGGCGGCGUGGAUCGUACGGCGCGCGGAGCUGGUGCUGAAGUGCGUGAAGGGGUUCAUGCUGGAGGCGGCGGGGGGAGGCGGCGCGCAGCUCGCCACGCUCACGCUGUGUGUGCCGAGCACCCUCGCGCCGCCCGUGUUCGCGGCGCUAAGGGCGCUGCUGCCCGCCGUGUUCCGCAUCUCCACGCCGCUCAAGAUCAAGCCGCGCGACUAG
Molecule: messenger RNA, 1728 nt
Organism: Cydia fagiglandana
Lineage: Eukaryota; Metazoa; Arthropoda; Insecta; Lepidoptera; Tortricidae
Product: protein C12orf4 homolog
Exons: 9
Coding region: 79-1728 (549 amino acids)
Cellular component (GO): cytoplasm
Source: RefSeq, a predicted model, not a curated record